AUGGAAAAAAUUACUGACGCAUGCAAAGCCGGUGUCGAAAAAGUCAAAGAAGCUGUAUCCGGAUCCAGCAAGGAAGCUAACAAAGAAAUCGCCAAAGAUUCGAAUCUUAGUGUAGGCACUCGUGCUGAAGCUGCUGUCGACGCUGUCGGUGACAAAAUUGAUGAAACUAAACAUGCGGCUAAGUCUGAAGCACACAAACAACAAGCAAUUCAUUAA
This is a messenger RNA of Adineta ricciae, 216 nucleotides long. The record is from the annotation of a GenBank genome assembly. Lineage: Eukaryota; Metazoa; Rotifera; Eurotatoria; Adinetida; Adinetidae.